Molecule: messenger RNA, 2013 nt
Organism: Nycticebus coucang (slow loris)
Lineage: Eukaryota; Metazoa; Chordata; Mammalia; Primates; Lorisidae
Gene: MFAP4
Product: microfibril associated protein 4
Exons: 6
Coding region: 445-1215 (256 amino acids)
Biological process (GO): elastic fiber assembly
Source: RefSeq, a predicted model, not a curated record
CUUUGCUCCCCCAGACUGCCCUCCCUCUGUAGAACCCAGCACACCUUCAGCCCCCUCCCUCUCAAAGGCUGAUGAGACACAGGCCAGAGGAGGGAUGGAGAAUGAACAGACGUCUGCAGGAGGCCCUUCAGGAUGCAGCGGGUGGGCUGGGGCUGGCUGGAGUGCCGGGCCCACAGGUCCGGUGGGGUGGUGGCGGCGCGGAUGCGAUCCAGGGAGCUGGCGGAGCCAGCAGGGAGUGAACGUCUGCUAAGCUUUGCCCAGCAGGCCUAAUGAGACACAGGUGGUCCCCUGGCCCGUCCCACCUCCCAGCCCUGAUAGUGUAAGCUGAUGCGGGUCGUCUGGGAGCGGAGGCGAGGCUGGGGCGCUGGCGGGGGCCCAGCGCUUAACUCCGGGCAGUUGCAGGCUGGGGCUGCAGACGCUCAGCCACUCAGCUGAACUGACAGCAUGAAGGCCCUCCUGGCCCUGCCGCCGCUGCUGCUGCUUCUCUCCGCUCCCCGCUGCACCCCCCAGGUCUCCGCGAUCCGGGGAGAUGCUCUGGAGAGGUCUUGCCUUCAGCAGCCUCUGGACUGCGAUGACAUCUACGCCCAGGGUCUCCAGGUGGACGGCGCCUACCUCAUCUACCCCUCGGGCCCCAGCGUGCCUGUGCCUGUCUUCUGUGACAUGAGCACCGACGGUGGGAAGUGGACGGUUUUCCAGAAGAGAUUUAAUGGCUCAGUGAGUUUCUUCCGGGGCUGGAACGACUACAAGCUGGGCUUCGGCCGCGCUGAUGGGGAGUACUGGCUGGGGCUACAGAACCUGCAUCUUCUGACGCUGAAGCAGAAGUAUGAGCUGCGAGUGGAUCUGGAGGACUUUGAGAACAACACGGCCUAUGCCAAGUAUGCCGACUUCUCCAUCUCCCCCAACGCGGUCAGUGCCGAGGAGGACGGCUACACCCUCUAUGUGGGGGGCUUCGAGGACGGUGGGGCAGGUGACUCCCUGUCCUACCACAGCGGCCAGAAGUUCUCCACCUUCGACAGAGACCAAGAUCUCUUUGUGCAGAACUGCGCAGCCCUCUCCUCAGGAGCCUUCUGGUUCCGUAGCUGCCACUUUGCCAACCUCAAUGGCUUCUACCUGGGUGGCUCUCACCUCUCCUAUGCCAAUGGCAUCAACUGGGCCCAGUGGAAGGGCUUCUACUACUCCCUUAAGCGCACGGAGAUGAAAAUCCGCAGAGCUUGAGGGGCUGGCCCCCAUCAGGCCCCUUCCUCCCUUGGCCAUCCUAGGUUUCCAUGAGUGUUCCCUCUGUGCCACCCACCACCACAGGGCCCCUGACCCAAUGUUUCUGCUGCACCCUGGUCACCUGCUUCUCACAGGGGGCCUUGUGGCUCUCACACACCCAGGAUGUCCAUCUCUAAGCCAGGCCCUGCUCCCCUGUGCCCGAGGCCACAUCAAUAGCAGCUACCCAGGCCUUUUCUGGGAGGCACAGCCAUCCAGCCUGCACCUGGCUGGGCUCCAGGAGACAACUGCCUCCACCCUGUCCCAGGAGCCAGGAGCCGCCCUCCCUGAUGCAGGCUUUUGCGUUCCACCUUACCCAGCUUCUUUACUGUGGACCCCUAUCUAGGACCACCCUAUCGUUGCUAGGCUGAGCAGCACUGACCUCUGCCCUCAGUCAUGCCAGGCCACAACAGCACUGAGAAACACCCCAGCACUCCCUCUGGCUUUUUUCAGACUACCAUCCUUGCCUUCCCCCCCUAUUGCCCAGUGGUGAGCACCAUGGACCCCAGCCCCAACUGGGGCCUAUGAUAAUACUAAGCUCCCCCACCUGGCUCUCCCAGCCCUCCAAAGCUCAAUGCCAGAGGUAUUCACCACCAAGGCAAGGCACUCUGAAACUGCCACGCUCCACAUAGGCAAGCAUGUACAAGGUCCCCCAACCCUCGGGAGCUGAGGUUUGGCCAUGUGAAGGGACAGAGGACAAUCUCUGUGGGACUGGGAGUGGGUAGGGAGUAGAGAUCUCAAUAAACCUUCAGGAUUUGAGUG